AUGGCCACGGCAGCUGUGCAGGUGCAGGCAGACGACCACCUGCAGUUAGCGCCUGACGAAGUCCGGAGCUACUUGGACGAUGCUGGCUUCGCUUCUGUCUACCUGAAGGGCACCGAGUAUGGAAUGCCCGUGAUGUUUCUGCAGGCAGCCGAUGCUGAGAUCACAGACCAAGCCUUGAACACGGCCUUGGCAUCUAUGGGUGCCGUGCUGCGAGAAAAGGUGGAUUUCGCACUUUGCUACGACCUGCGAGAUUUGAGGACGCCCUCUAUGCACAACAGCUCUACGAUCAUAAAAUGGAUGAACGAUGACGAGAUGAGCCCACUCCUGUCUCAGCAUGCCUUGGUCACCUGCGUGAUGGUCCAAAACUCCUUUGCAGGUAUGGCCGUGAGUGGCUGCACUUAUGUGAUCCAGAAGCUGUGCUCUGCCGCCAAGCCCAUGGCCGUUGUGUACACGGAGGAAGAGCGCGACAACUUCCUACGUGAAGCAAUCAAGCAGGUCAAAGCAAGACGAGCUCAGGAUGCGACCGGCGAGAUCAAGGAGUAA
Symbiodinium sp. CCMP2592 is the source of this 543-nucleotide messenger RNA. NCBI's taxonomy places the organism in Eukaryota, Dinophyceae, Suessiales, Symbiodiniaceae. The record is from the annotation of a GenBank genome assembly.